Thamnophis elegans (Western terrestrial garter snake) is the source of this 2447-nucleotide messenger RNA. RefSeq names its product transmembrane protein 180-like. The record is from RefSeq and is a predicted model, not a curated record. Lineage: Eukaryota; Metazoa; Chordata; Lepidosauria; Squamata; Natricidae. Bases 107 to 1504 code for a protein of 465 amino acids. The transcript has 7 exons.
GAGAGGACUCCAGUUCUGUGUUUCGGUCCAAAAGGGUCUUCCCCAGCUCAGCAGCCAGUUGAAGAUCUACGACAAAUUGGAAGAAGAAAAAUAUUACGGCGGAAAAAUGAAGACUUUUUUAGGACUUCACCCUAAUGCUCUUGCCUACUCAAUGACCACAUUAGGCGCUGGAAUGAUGAACAGCAUCUUCAAUUUCUAUUAUGUGAAACUCUUUUUAAACAAGUACAAGAUCUCAGAAGCGGCAUUCCAUCAAGGGCAGGUUGUUUUCAUGAUCUGGAAUGCCAUCAACGACCCUCUUUUCGGGUACCUUCAGGACAACUCUCAGGUGCCCUGCUGCUCCCGCCGUCAGUUUUCGAUCCUGUACGGCGCCCCCUUGUACGCUCUGGCUUUCCUCCUCCCGUGGUUCCCUUGGAAACAGUACGGGGAAGACGACUGGCUCUGCGGGCUGCAUCUGAUUGUGGCCUUGUGCGCCUUUGACGGGCUGCUCACCUUCGUCUUGCUGGCGCAAUGCGCCCUUUUCGCCGAAAUCUCCACCCGGCACGAGAGUCGCCUCCAGCUGAUUAAGUACAACCAGGUGGCCAGCUUGAUUGGCUCGACCAGCAUCCUGUUCUGCGGUUUGAUCUCGGACAACAUGGAACGCUUCGCCUACUUCCAGGCCUUCGUGGUGCUUGUAGCGGUCAUCGCAACGGCGUGCAUGUCCUACACUGGCUUCUACAGCACAACUCAGUACGAGCAACGGGAACUGUUGAUGGAAGGGUCUGAUUCAGAAAAGGGCCCCUCCCUCUCUUGGUCUUCGGUAUUCUCGUUGACCCGCCAGAUCUUGACUCAGAAAAACUUCCUGCUUUUUGUCGUCAUGAACUUUUUCCAAGUCUUCCACUUAGCCUUCUGCAACAAUUUCAUGAUGAUCUUUGCAGAUAAUCUCAUCCCGAACGGAGUCCUUUCCUCCUCGGUCAGAAGUUUUAUGUAUGGGGCAGGUUUCAUUUGUCCUCAGUGUCUUGUGCUUCUCAGUCACACGUUGUUAGUGAAAUUUGGUUAUUACAAGAUUGUCUUAUUUUCUUUCUACCUGGAAGGAACAGCUGCAAUUCUUAUGCUCGCUCUGGGUCGAGAAUAUUACUAUUUCCUGGCUAUUUAUCUCACUGUCAACAUGGUGAUGGUUCAAGCCUCCUUCAGUCUGUUUAAUCUACCAUUGGCCGAUAUCGUGGAUGCCGAUUUAAAGAAACAUAAACGAAAAUCUCCACUCUCGUCGAUGGUCUUUGGAACCAACGCUCUCUUCACGAAACCAGCUCAGUCCUUAGCGCCUAUGCUUGUGGUUUCCGUACUAAAUCAAUUUGGCUACGCAGAUCUGAAUAGUAAAGCCGUCAAUCCUGACUCCAGUCUCUACUUAGGUCUCCACGAUGCUAUGUUCUACAUGAUUUGCCUAGUGCCUCUCUGCAUUGCGGCGAUACAGAUCCUUACCUGGACUCCUUUUUCCAUCCAGAAUACUCACCUGACGCCAAUACUAUGAACUGUGUCAAGGUGAGCAUUGCUGAACGGUGUUCAAUUUGACAGGUGUCAAUGGCUUUUCCUGGAUUUUCCUAACUCUCUGAACGAGCCAAUCAAAUGCAGCCUGUGCCAUUUCGUGAUCCUCUGCAGUUUUAAAUCUUAUCAUUCUUUGUUAUGAAGUAGGAAUCUUUUUUUCUAAGUUCCAUUGAUAUACCAAGUCAAUGGAGACCAAUUAAACCUUGCAAGUAAAUUGGGUGCACUCUCUUUUAAGUUUCUGUCUCACCUUAACAACACGCAAGGGAUAAAUAAAAUGCCUACGUACCACCUAUUAAGACCAAAAAAAGGGGGAGAUGAUAAAUGAACUCAGGAUGGGACAUCUGAACACCAUACCACCAUGAAUGGUUUUUGGAAGGUUGAAGGAAAUACGGAGGGCUGCAUAACCAGGAAACCAAGUGUGGCAAUAUCCUAGAAGCUUUUGCUUUCUAUAGAGGCCAUCAAUACUGGUUAUAUUUGUUAGAAAGAGCAGUGGUGAUUUGGCAUACCACAGUGUAGUUUGUCAGUGGUGGCCAAGGGGAAACUAGCAGUCUAUGGUGGAAUAAUCGAAGUGAAGGACAGAAAUUUUUGUAGGAACCUGAUGAAAAGGCUUGAGAGCAGGAGAAAAGCUGUUUUCUUGGAAUUUUUUCUCAAGCUGUGAAGCUUAAUGUUGAGUUUCUAGGGUGAUAGGAAAAAUAUAUAUUAGGAAUAUAGGCCUUGAAUGUCUUUUAAGUGCCACUUAUAUAUCAUCCGAUGUCUGCAUUUUGUUUUUCUGCCUUAUUAAUUUGGGAUUAAUUUGGGAUUUCUUUCUAUAAAAGUCUUCCAUUUUUACUGUUUUCAAUAGUAUUUGUAAUGAAUGAAAAACAAAUGUUACUUGACAGGGUGAAGUCUGAAUUACAACCAAAAUAAAUCGUACUAACCUUUGCCCAGUG